AUGAGUCCUCGCACCUUGGACCGUCUGAUCCUGCGAAUCAAAUCACCCGAAGUACUGGUGGGACAAGCGGUGACCGAGAUGUCUGAGGACAACAAAGAAAAGCCACCCUACCAGGCUCAGCGCUGUGAUUCUGGCUCUUGCGCCAUUCACCCAAUUCUGAAGAAGCCAGAUACAGCCCACAAAGCCCACCCUGUGGAAAGCGAGUCCCAUAAAAGCGCUCGUCUCCUUCUCGACACGCCCAUCGGCACAAAGAUCAUGCUUGAGCCAUCCAACUCACCAACCAGAAUGGCAUCGCCAACCCCCAUCCCCGAUCCACGCCCGACUCCCAAAAAGACAUACCUCACCGCGACUCGAACUGGUCGAGGCCCACGCCGCCGUCCUGUCUUCAACCGUCGCAGAUCCUCCCAGACCUCUAUUCCCAAGUCGCCUUCCACCGCAGCUGCUGCUGCUGCUCCGCGCCGACGCUCCGAGCCAGCCGUGAAACCCGAUAGAUCUGACGCCAUGUACGAAGACAGCUACGUGGAACUGGGACUUCUACAGCACCUCAGUUUCCGCGACGAAGAAGAUCAGAUCGCACGGGACCUUGGACGGGAAAUUGCGCCUGAGCCGAAGCCUGAAAAGCCAUCUGUCCCGCUGUUCGAUGAAGUCGAUGACGAUAUUCCCCUGCCUGACCCGAACGCAAAGAUAUCCGCUGUGCCAUUUCCUCGCGCUGCUUCACUGAAGCAUCCAAUUUUGAGCUCUGAGGAUCUGGGCCGCGUCAAGCAGUCUUUCGACGUUCAAGAUCUUGGUUCGCCCGGUCCCAAGUUCGAAAUUGAUGAUAUUGACGGAGAUUGGACGGAUGUCGACGCUCUUGACUCCACACUUCCCAUCUCUCAGCCAUUCAAGAAUCUAGUCGAGCACCAUGAGAUUGUUGCUGACAAGACUUGCUCGGCUAUGAACUCUGAUAUUGUCCCGGCUGUGGUGUCUGUCGACAAGAGCACUUUGAUGCCACCCACUAUGGAGAGCGUCAAGCUUUGA
Molecule: messenger RNA, 1017 nt
Organism: Penicillium olsonii
Lineage: Eukaryota; Fungi; Ascomycota; Eurotiomycetes; Eurotiales; Aspergillaceae
Source: the annotation of a GenBank genome assembly